Messenger RNA from Corythoichthys intestinalis (scribbled pipefish), 6329 nucleotides. RefSeq names its product biorientation of chromosomes in cell division 1-like 1 (gene bod1l1). The transcript has 27 exons. The coding region runs from base 119 to 4927 and encodes 1602 amino acids. Lineage: Eukaryota; Metazoa; Chordata; Actinopteri; Syngnathiformes; Syngnathidae. The record is from RefSeq and is a predicted model, not a curated record.
UGUUUGUAUAUAAUCUUUUCCGGGUUGAACCCUGCACCAUACAACUAAACAAAAACUCCCCGCGUUCCUUUUUGAUGUUUUAAUUUGAUGACUAAAAUUGAAUGAAUCGGAUUGAAAUAUGGCAAGUUUACCACCAGGGGAUCCGCAACUAGUGUCGAUGAUCGUCAAUCACCUGAAAACACAAGGUCUCUUCGACCAGUUCAGGAGAGAUUGCCUUGCAGAUGUCGACACCAAGCCAGCCUAUCUGAACCUGAAACAACGAGUGGACAACUUUGUCUCCAAUCACCUGUCCAAUCACACAUGGAGCCCUCAGUUGAACAAAAACCAGUUGCGAAACAACAUCAGACAGCUUGUCUUGCAAUCCGGUAUGCUGGAGCAAGGAGUGGACAGGAUCGUCGCCCAAGUGGUGGAUCCCAAAGUCAACCACAUCUUCAGGCCUCAGGUGGAGAAAGUGGUCCACCAGCUACUGUCGCCUGGCACCAGCAGCGAGGAACCGCCGCCACCUCCACCGCCACCCUCAACGGAAAACAAAGCAGACACAGUUGUUCCUCAGCAAGCCUCAUCGUCCACACCGACGUCCACCGCUGCCACAGAUGCCAUGUCCAUCCUCGACACCAUCACCUCUCUUAAUCAAGAGGCCAACAUCAAGGCCACUGAGAAGGAGCGUAAAACCUUAGACGAGUCAGCUGAUGAUGGUGAGCAAGACAUGAGUCUAGAUGAGGAAGAAGACAGGAAGACCGAAGAGGAAGAGGGGAACGAAGCAAAACCGGGAAUUGAGGUGAAAGAAAUAGAGGUGAAUCUGGAUGACCCCCCAGACGGAUUAGACGUUGGGAAGGAAAUAUCCACGGAGGAGGUAAAGAUGGAGGAGGAAGAGCCGCGAGCCGAAGAACAGACUGAGGAAAAACCUAAAGUUGGUUCUAAAAUAAGUGGGAAACAUUCAGAAGAGAAGCAGGAAGAAGAUAGCUGCCAGGCCAAGCAGAAAGCCAAAGAGAGAAUUAAAGAAGAGUACUCUUUGGAGGACUCCGACUUAGACGGCCUGAGUGACAUAACAGUGAGUUCCGUGCACACCAGUGACCUGUCAUCGUUUGAAGAGGAGAGCGAAGACGAGGAACCCUUGUCUGAUUCCUCUGAGGAGGGCGAGCGUGCAUCUGAUGGCGUGAUUUCAGACAAGAAAGAAGCAAGCGAGGAUACAGGAGAAGGCAGAGAAAGUAAACCUCGCCGCAAGGCAUACGUACAUAAGCCCUUCCUCUACUCCCGUUACUAUAGUGACUCGGAUGAUGAGGUCACUGUGGAGGAACGGCGGCGAUCUGCAGCCAAAGACAAAGAGGAACGUCUGCUGAAAAGACAACAGAACCGAGAGCGAUUGGAAGAGAAGCGCAAGCAGAAAGCAGCACAGACAGAAGAACAAGAUCAACAAAAACAGAAGAGCAAUCAGUCUGCUGUAAGUGAAACGCCUCGAGCUAAAGAAGCUCGCAAAGAGCGGAAAGUGCUGGAGAAAAAAAUGGCUCUCAACAGAAAGAGGAAGCUAGAUUCAAGGAAUGAAGGAGAUGUGACCAGCAAGAAAAAAGGAGACGCAGGAGAAACAUCUAAAAAGCCAGAAGUAAAAUCCCCACCAUCGCGCAGCCUACAACAGAAGCCGGCGAUCUUGGCAUCUGACGAGAGGCACAGAAGAACAAGUGGUAGCGGUGGCGCCUCGGAAGAUUCUGGCGAAGUCAAGAAGCUCCCUGACAAAAACCGCACACAUUCCUUCAUCUUGGAUCUGGAGCUGGGCUCGCAGGAGGCUCUCAGGCAGCGCUCCAUCGGGAAGUUUGACCGUCCGUCCCGCAAGGAGCGCAAAGAGAGAGACCGCAGCGUGUCCGAGGAGCUCCCCAAGCUCAAACAGAAGCAGGAGAAGAAAUCCGAACUCCAAGUGAACGAAUCCCAGCAAAAAGACGGCGCUUCUGCCAAGGUGUCCUCCGAUGAAAGAAGCGAAAAGAAGCCAAAAGGAAAAAAUGAGAGGAGAAUGUCCAGUACGAAGGAGCAGAAGACGUCUGUGCCCGAGGUUGAUGAGGCUUCAACCAAGAGGAUUCGGGCCCAGUCUGUUGAAAAAGACAAGAAGGAAAAGGAUAAAGACAAGAUCAAAGAGAAAGAAAAGUUCAAAGGGGAUAAAACCACAAAAAGUGAUUCAAAGCAACUGCUACGGGGAGAUUCUUCUGGUGGCUUAGAGGAGCGACUUGAAGUGACACCAUCAGCGGACGUAAGCAAGAAGAAGGAAAAACACUCCAAAGACACCCUGAAAAGGUCCAAGAGCCACAGUGAAGACCGGCAAGGCGACAAACUCAAAUUAAAGACGGAAAACAAAGAGAAGACGAAAACUGAGCAAUCGAACAAGACUACCGGCGACAGCGACAAAUCUCCCAAAAGAGUCAAGCCGGCAGACAAAGGAAAAACCGCUGAAAAAUCUAAAUCCAGGGAGGAGCCAAAGACAUCAAAGAUAGACAGGAAAAUUCAUGGUUCGGACAUUCGCGGGAAGGAUAAGAAGAAGGAAGUAACUGUGAAAGAGCAGAGGAGAAGCUCUGAUGAAAACUUGAAGAAAAAAAUGGACAAGAAGGAGAAAGACAAGAAGGAGGAGAGCCACGAGGACAAAAAAACACCUAAAGUUGAGAAGCCUGACUUUGCUCUUCCCAUUGAAGCUGAAGCAACACACUCUGAACCGCUUGCUGCUUCCUCCUCCGGUGACACCCACGAACCUUCAAGCGACAUGUCUUCCAAAGGCGAGACGCAAGCACUGGAAAUGCCCGUUGUGCCUCCGGAGGCCGACGCUCUACUGACGCUCAUGGAUGUCUGCACCUCGGCCAUGGAUGCCAGGUUGCAUGUGGCCGGCGAAAGAGAGCGCACCCCCCUGCAUGUUACGCUUCAGGACGCUGACAUGAAGAUGAAAGAGGCCGCUCUCACACUGCUCUCUAUGGAUCCUGACAGCGCUUUGUCCCCUAGCUUCAUAAGUCACGGAAUGAAGGAGGAAUCGGAGGAGGCACCACCCGAGGAGAACCAGCAAAAACCGAAAACUGCUCCCCUGACAUCUGAAUUGUCAGCCUUUGCAUCCCAAGCUAUGACGAUUGAUGACGACAAGUUGAACAAUGAAGAUAAGGCUGGAAUGGAUGUGACAAGUGGUCAAACGCCAGUGGUACCUGCUGUUCUGGAAGAUGACACAAAGUCACAAGAAAGUCCUUCUAAUGAGAAAGAGGCAAAAACCGGGGAAGAAAUAGCUGCAAACUCACAGCCAGCUGAAGACCAGGCAGCACCUGCUGAUGAACAUGGAAAAGUGGAGGAAAACACUGCUGUAAUCCCUUGCGAGACACCUAAUCUUGAGCAUGUUUCCACCCCACAAGAGCAAACCGAACAGGAUGAUGAGACAAAGACUGGUGCUAAAACAGAAGAGGCAUUGGCCAAGAAGCAAGCGGAAGUCAGUAAUGAUCUAGAAAUGAAAAAACAGGAUGAGGAACGUGAUGCACAAAUUGGGGAUCACAGCGCUCCAGUCACAGAAGGAACAAGUGAAACAGAAGUCGCCAAACAAGAAAGUGAGAGCUCAGACAUCCAUGACCAAGAGAAUGAGUCUGAAGUGUCUGAGAAGCAGGAAAGAGGACGAGGCCGCCGUAAACGAAAACUAUCCAGUCAGAAUGCUGCAGUAGUGAAUGAAUGCGUUGAAGACCAGGAUGCAAAGGAACCCUUAAUUGAGGAAACUGAGCAGCCAAAGGUCAUGGAAGUGAAAAUGCCACGCAGGGGACGAUCGUCCAAAGCCUUAGAAGAGGUGGAGGACCCGGCCACACAAUUGGGGAAAAAGGAGCAGACGCCGAGUCGCAGACGGAGACAUUCAUCAUCCAAAGGAAACUCUGCUGAUGAACCAGCAGUGAAGAAGAGGAGAUCCUCAAAGACUGAAGAAGAUCAAGAGGGAGACCAAAUGAUCAAGGAGGCCAUGGCGAUGGACACAAGUAAGGAGGCAAGUGUGGAAACAAGCAAGGAUGCUGCAAAGGAGACAAGUGAAGAGACUGAAAUGACUACAAUUGAGGAGACUAUCAAGGACACCCGAGAGGAAGCUCAAGAGGACACAUGCACAAGAGAGGUGGCCAUACAAUUGAAAAAUGAGAAACCUACUGAGGAAAAAAGUAAGGAAGAGCCUUCCAAGGACACUCAGGGGGAGGAUGUAGAGGACUCAAAGAAAGAGCUGACCAAAGAAACAAAUGAGGAGGCCACAGAUGUUGUUCGUGAAGCGAUCAUAAAGGAAAAGUGUGAAAUGGUGACUACGGAAACAAAUGAAGAAAGCUUAAAAGAUUCAAAUGAGGUGCCUGUAAUGGACACUAAUGAAGAAGCCACCGAAGAAGAGGCAUCAAAGGAUGCAUACGAAGAGCCCAUGAUGGACACAAGUGAGGAGGCACUGAAGAUGCAAGGAGAGGGCCAGCAGACGCAUCAAAACAUUGCUUCUCCAUCAGCGAGCCCUUCCAAAGACAACGAGGAUAGCGGCAGUGAGAGGAAAACUGAACGUGUUGACGAGCAGCAAAGUUCCACUCCCAAGAAGCCCGCUAGGAGGGGAAGACCGCCUAAGACUACAACGCCCUCUGACGGCUCAGAGAAAAAAGACAAAACGGAAGCGGAGCAAAAUGAUGAGGAUGACGACAGCGGAGAGAAAGAGGAUGACGGCAAAGAAGCUAUGGGCAGAGCGACAACGCGCUUGGCGUCUCGCCUGGAAGCCGAAAGAAAUAAGCCAAGCAAACCAUCCACGCGGGCAAGCCGACAGAGCGGCAAGGACGAGACUGCUACUGCCGCACGUGGGAUGAAGGGCCAGGUAACUGCCACCAAGGGGGGCCGAAAACUGGAGGCCAGUCCUCCUGCCGUGCGAACGCGAGGCGGACAGAAGACAGAGGAGCCCCCGGCCAAGCGAGCCAAACGCUGACAUCUCACUUGCUAUUGGACCAAAACAUGCACAUUUGAGGAGAUUCACUGUGUUUAACAAUCACUUGUGGUUCUGAUCACACGCCACCAUUCCAUUUUGUUUUCGUGGGCAGGGGCCACGCAAAAACUUGACAGUAUUUUAGCUUUGUUUUUGUAGUUAAUUAUUCAUUCUGUGAAUGACAAAAUGUCUUUUAGGCUUACACUCUUGUAUUUUUUUAUAUGUACUGUCUCGUAUUUCUUUAUGAUAAACGCAAAUGAAAAUUUCUAUGUCAGCUUCUUUGUUUUUGCACUCUUUAUGGAGCUCUCACCGGCUGCCAUCGCCGGCACUAGACGUCUAAUCCAUUUUGACUGUGAUUUAAAAUGGAUUGGAUAGAAUGGCACUAAAACAUGCGUAUUCACUGCUAGUCCUUCCAGUUCUAAUGUAAUUUAUGUCGAUUGUUGUCAGCAGGCAAUGAGUUGAAUACGUAAUUUUCACACUAUAAGGCGCACCUGACUAUAAGCUGCCACCCACCAAAUUUGACACGAAAACUCCAUUCAUUCAUAGAUAAGCCGCACUGGACUAUAAGGUGCAGCUGUCCUCAUUGUAUUACGGGAUAUUUACACCAAAAGACAUCAAUCGGUAACACUUUAUUUGACAGCGGCAUCAUAAAACCAAAUGAACCACCAUCACUGCUUCUAGAACAGUGGUUUUUAACCUUGCUAAAGGUGCCAAACCCCAGUAGUUUCACAUAUGGAUACACCGAAUCCUUCGGAAUUGGAUAAUAAAGCAUUUUUUUUCUCAACUUCAAAACCGACAUAUCGAAGUUAGUAAGCCAAUAAUUUAGCAAAUUCCCGUUUAAAAUUUUUCUCAUUUUGAAAGCAUGUUGUAUAAAUGGGUCAAAAUUUGAGACCACGCUGCCCAUUAGUCUGAUCUUUUCCCUCUUACCAAGUGCGAGUCAACCUUCCACUGAGCAAACCAGUUCCUUUUCCCGUCAAAUCGAGGACUAGCAGUUAAAAGAAAUGUAAAUUGGGAGCAAACCGCUCCAAAAUCUGGUCAAAAAAGCCACUUUGCCUAGAUUUAAUCAGCGUACGAACGUAGGGCUCUGCGUUUCUUUACCUUCGCCGAACCCCCUAGACUUAUUCACCGAACCCCUGGGGUUCAAUCGAGCCCAGGUUAAGAACCACUGUUCUAGAAGCUUCAUUUGGCCAUCACUGUUCUCUUGGAGGAGGCAGUCAACCUCUGCUGCCACCUGCUGUCAACACUUGUCGUCCAACAUGCCUCUUAGCAUGCAUUGCAGCGCUACAGAUGUACUGUAAAUAACAAAUCAAAAUUCAUGUUCUAUGCUAAUUAUUUCUUCAGUUACUGUUCUAGUUGUUUCAUUAAUUUCUAGUUAUGAAAUUUGGUAACACUGUAUUUUACAAUG